CAGGAUUGGAGCGGUCGUGACCCGCGGACUUUUGGUACUUCAGUGCAGCUCCGGCUGGCUCUGUUCACUGUCCACCCUACUUUUUCCAACUGCUCCGAACCAUGUCGUCCUGCACCCGCGUGGCGCUGGUGACCGGGGCCAAUAAGGGCAUCGGUUUCGCUGUCACCCGCGAGCUCUGCCGGCGGUUCCCGGGGGACGUGGUGCUCACAGCGCGGGACGAGGCGCGGGGCCGAGCGGCGGUGCAGCAGCUGCAGGCUGAGGGGCUGAGCCCGCGCUUCCACCAGCUGGACGUCACGGACCUGCAGAGCAUCCGCGCCCUGCGCGACUUCUUGCGCAAGGAGUAUGGGGGCCUCGACGUGCUGGUCAACAACGCGGGCGUCGCCUUUAGGAAGACAGAUCCUGUACCCUUUCAUAUUCAAGCAGAAAUAACCAUGAAAAUAAACUUUUUUGGAACCUGGAAUGUGAGCACAGAGCUGCUCCCUCUAAUAAGACCCCAAGGCAGAGUGGUGAAUGUGUCAAGCAUACUGAGUCUCAGCACCCUUAAGCAGUGCAGCCCAGAGCUGCAGCAGAAGUUUAGAAGUGAGACCCUCACUGAGGAGGAGCUGGUGGGGCUGAUGAACAAGUUUGUGGAAGAUGUAAGCAACGGGGUGCAGGAGAAGGAGGGCUGGCCCAGUUCUACAUAUGGAGUAUCCAAGAUCGGUGUCACAGCUCUGUCCAGAAUCCACGCCUGGAAAUUGAGUGAGGAGAGAAGAGGGGACAAGAUCCUGCUCAAUGCCUGUUGCCCAGGGUGGGUGAGAACCGACAUGGCGGGACCCACAGCCCCCAAAAGUACUGAAGAAGGAGCUGAGACUCCUGUAUACUUGGCUCUGCUGCCCCCAGACUCUGAGGGGCCUCAUGGGCAGUUUAUUUCAGAGAAAAAACUCAAACAAUGGUGAACUCAGUUCACACCUCCACCUGUGGCUACAUUUUGUACUAUGGGCUGAUGUAACCCAAAGCACAUUUAAACUGUCCAGGAUAUCCCUAUCCAAGAAAAAAAAAAUCACCAUCCAAGUCCUAAUCUGCUACUAAUUUAUUGGAGUAAGCUACUCACUAAGUGAAUACUAAUUGUAUGAAAUUCUUUUGGUGUCCUCUGUGAUACAAGGAGAUAAAGGGAAAAUUUCUAGAGAUAAGUAAUUCAAAUCAAUAGAUUAAAUAGUGCUUUAUGAAUCCCAUUUCUGCAGGCUGUUUUCAUGCUGACCCAGCUCCAUCUCAAGGUAUAAUCAGCAUUAACAGGAGGUCAGUAGGAGGGACAGUGUGGCUCAGGGCUCAGCAAACUCAGAAGACACACACAGUGCUACCUUCGGCUCUCUGUGCCCUGUAGUCUGUAGCAGGAACUCGGAGCUGCUGUGCUGUGUCAGGAAACCAGACCCAUGACCACCCAGGACCAGAGCUGGAUGUGACACCUGGGCUCGAGGUUACCAAUGUCUUGGAAAAUGGAGAGAACCAGGAGGACAAAGGCAGCUUCCUAAUUCCCUUAAGCCCAAGUCAUUGUGGAAGACAGCCAAAGGCAACACAUUUGGUAUAUGAAUAGUGCUUAGAUGGAGCAGUUGGCCAUUUGAGGCUCUGAGAUAAGAGAACAAUUGUUAGGACCCCGGGUAAGAACAUGUUGCAUGUGUUGGGAUGAAGCAUCAUGAGGCCUGCAUUAUGCCCAUCUUUCUGCAAAAUACAUGCAGAGAAUGAACCAUAUUCAACGUCUCCAGACAUUGGUGUUUACUUGGCUAUUUAGUAAACUAUUUUUUCCUACCUUUUCUGUUUUUGAAAAAAAUUUGAAACAUAAGGAAGGGCCGGGGUAUAGAUCAGCAGCAGAACACUUGCUAUCAUGCAUGAGACUUUGAAUUCACUAUCCAGCAUUGACAUAAAAAUCAUAAGGCCGUGCGUGUUAGUACACACCUCUAAUCCCAGCACCCAGGAGGCUGAGGCAGGAGGAUUACUGUGAGUAUGAGGCCAGCCUGAGC
This is a messenger RNA of Octodon degus (degu), 1994 nucleotides long. RefSeq names its product carbonyl reductase [NADPH] 1-like. Gene Ontology annotation, molecular function: carbonyl reductase (NADPH) activity. The transcript has 3 exons. The record is from RefSeq and is a predicted model, not a curated record. NCBI's taxonomy places the organism in Eukaryota, Metazoa, Chordata, Mammalia, Rodentia, Octodontidae. The coding region runs from base 102 to 935 and encodes 277 amino acids.